AUGGGUCUUUCAACACUCAACUAUAAUAAUGGAACUUUGUUUAUAUGUUAUAGUUACAUGUCGUUGCCUGGUAUAGCUUAUCUCAACAGACAUUUGUCAUGGAAGUAUCUUUAUGUGUGGACCUCGGUUCCAGCUAUUUGUUAUUCUCUCAUUGCUUAUGUCUUUGUCACCGAGUCUCCAAUGUGGCUUCUCAUGCAAGGUCGAGUGGAAGAAGCAAUGACAAUGCUUAAAGUAGUAUCAGAAAAUGGUGAUAAUUUAUGUUCAAGUGAUCUACCACUAGAAGUGGAAGCUGCUAAACAAACGUCUUCAUUGUCUGAACUGUAUUCAUCAAUAGCAACGUUGUUCAAAACAAGUUGGGCUCUUAAACGAAUGGUGGGAGUUAUGGUGGUUGGUUUUGGCAUUGGAAUAGUGUAUUAUGGCACGCCACUAGCAGUGGGAAACUUGGACUGUAACAUAUACCUGGCCGUUGUGUAUAACGCCUUGAUGGAAAUACUCUCUUGCGUAGUGACCUAUUUCUUGGGAAAUUUCAAGAGAAAGUUAUCCAUUUUUGCGCUCUCACUAGGAAGUGGGGUGUGUUGCAUAAUGUGUGUUGUUGUGGCACCUGUUAAGGUGUGGUUAGCGGUGGCAUCGUUUUUCUGUGUUUGCAUGGCUCGCAACGUGUUUUUUAUAUACAUCGUAGAGCUGUUUCUGACCCGUGUGAGGAACACUGCAAUGUCGCUAGCGAGACAGGCUAUGGUGUUUGGUUGCAUAUUCAGCCCAUUUCUGAUAUCUGCGGGGAGGAAGAACCACGUUUUCUCUUAUGACGUGUUUGGAGACGUUAUAAUUUGUUCCACUUUUGUGUUGUUCUGUUUGCCUGAGACAAUAGGAAUGGCUCUUUCUGAUACCAUGGAUCAACAGAAAAACAAGGAAACGUCCAUCUGUGACAAUGAGGGCAAUUUAUGA
Messenger RNA from Cajanus cajan (pigeon pea), 942 nucleotides. The record is from RefSeq and is a predicted model, not a curated record. NCBI's taxonomy places the organism in Eukaryota, Viridiplantae, Streptophyta, Magnoliopsida, Fabales, Fabaceae.